AUGAAGAUAAGAGUCCUGGUGAUUUGGAUUGAGAGAGUCACUUAUCAGGUCUAUAGAAUUUGCUGUACCGAAAGCUCGGCCUAUAGCCCCAGUCUUCGCGCCUCUUCUAUUGCGACACCCGCCAAAUCAGGGAAAUCCCGAUUAAGAAAUUUCAAGGGCUUUUCGGCCUUCGUCCGCUUCUGCUGUUCAAGCUCAGCCUCCAACUUCUUCCCUCCAUGGCGGGAAUACCGCCUAACUGUCAAGGACGAAGCUGGCCAUGGCAGAUUGAGGACGGCUCCAGAAGUGUAUUCGCCAUCCUGCCAUGACGACCUUCCAGACUCGUCAUUCCGGUUCGCUUCACGCCUCGGAAUGGAACUGUGGUGUUGCUCUUGGUGCCACCAAGCUAUCUCGCUUGCCCCGUUUCUAGUCAAAGACAUUAUCAACAAACCCGAUGAUGCGCCCGCUGGGGUCAAUAGGCUUGAUUCGGGCACGCAGCGGUUUGUCUUUACUCCGAUAUGGUUCGGGAAAGUGACAACAUCGGCAGUUGCAUAUUGUGUCUAUGAAGGCCCCUGGAAUAGAAAAUAUGCCGAGCAUUGGCCGCAUUUUACACCUUUCCAGGAUGACUAUUACGGCAUAAAUGGCAAAGACAUUCCUGUCAAGUAG
Messenger RNA from Aspergillus calidoustus, 642 nucleotides. Lineage: Eukaryota; Fungi; Ascomycota; Eurotiomycetes; Eurotiales; Aspergillaceae. The record is from the annotation of a GenBank genome assembly.